This is a messenger RNA of Vanessa atalanta (red admiral), 4362 nucleotides long. It is a transcript of the gene Nhe1, whose product is annotated as sodium/hydrogen exchanger 8. The record is from RefSeq and is a predicted model, not a curated record. Lineage: Eukaryota; Metazoa; Arthropoda; Insecta; Lepidoptera; Nymphalidae. Gene Ontology annotation, biological process: sodium ion transport; regulation of pH; proton transmembrane transport. Gene Ontology annotation, cellular component: Golgi apparatus; membrane. Bases 277 to 2304 code for a protein of 675 amino acids. The transcript is spliced from 7 exons. Gene Ontology annotation, molecular function: sodium:proton antiporter activity.
GUCAGCUGAUCUUGACAACUGCACAAGAGUUGUGUUUUUUGGUAAUUCGUAAUUCCUUCAAGAACCGGAAACCAAUUAGGCCGAAUAUAAAUAAGAACUGAGAAUUAGUAACAACUAUUUAACUAUGCUAUUAAUACGGAACACGAUCUAAGUUAGUGUAAGCUUGUGAAACUAUGAAAAUAUUUAGGGUACAAAUAUAAAAGAGUAAUAACUAUUUAUUUGAACAGUGCAACUUCAUAAAUAACCAGUUUGAUCGCGUAAACAAUAUUGUACAAAAUGAUUAUAUUAAAAUUACUUUUUUGUGUGUGGAUUUCUUUGCUGGGUGUUCCACCUGAAGUUUUGGGCGAAAAUGAAUAUAUAGGGCCAAUGCCAAAGAAUACAAACAAUGAAAUAAUGAAUGAUGAAAUGUUUAACUGGAAAGUUCCAAGGUCGAAAAGAGAUACUGUGCAAAACAUCGCAAGUUCCAGCGAAUCUAAUUUAACGGAUCAUUUAACUAAUUCGACUACUUCAACAACAAGUUCAACUGAAGCUUCUAACAUUGUUUAUGAUGUAGGACCUUCAAAUUCUUCCAUAUUGGCCGUAGUACCUGUAAAUAUUUCAUCAUCUGCUACUCCUAAUGCGUCUGAUGUGAAUCCUUCGGAUGCAGCACCACUACCUGGCAAAAGUUCAGCUGAAGAUGAACAUAACAGUUCAAUGGCUAUAUUUUUUGUACUUUGCAUAUUGGCUCUUGGCAUACUUUUAAUCCAUCUGAUGCUACAAACUGGCUUUUCAUACCUGCCUGAAAGUGUUGUUAUAGUAUUUUUAGGUGCAUUGAUUGGUAUGAUUAUCAACCUAAUGUCAAUAAAAAAUAUUGCUAAUUGGAGGAAGGAAGAGGCUUUUUCACCAACUGCAUUUUUUCUUGUUUUGUUGCCUCCAAUAAUUUUUGAAUCAGGGUAUAAUCUACAUAAGGGAAAUUUCUUCCAAAAUAUAGGUUCAAUCUUGUUGUUUGCUAUAGUUGGAACUGCUAUAUCUGCAUUUGUGAUUGGUGCUGGUAUUUACUUAUUGGGUUUGGCUCAAGUAGUUUACAAAUUGAGUUUUGUUGAAUCAUUUGCCUUUGGUUCUCUCAUUUCUGCUGUAGACCCUGUAGCUACUGUAGCCAUAUUUCAUGCACUUGAUGUUGAUCCAGUGUUGAACAUGUUAGUGUUUGGAGAAAGUAUAUUGAAUGAUGCAGUUGCUAUUGUCCUUACAACAGCUGUUUUAGAUUCAAAUGAUCCUUUGAUGUCUACAACUGAAGCUAUUUUGUCAGCAAUAAACCGUUUUUGGUUAAUGUUCUUUGCAUCAGCCGGUAUUGGAGUUCUUUUUGCACUUAUAAGUGCACUCCUUUUAAAACAUGUAGAUCUUCGUAAGAAUCCAUCUCUUGAAUUUGGUAUGAUGUUGGUGUUUACUUAUGCUCCUUAUGUAUUGGCUGAAGGUAUUCAUUUAUCAGGAAUAAUGGCAAUAUUGUUUUGUGGAAUUGUGAUGUCGCACUAUACUCAUUUUAAUCUUUCAACUGUAACUCAAGUUACUAUGCAACAAACUAUGAGGACUCUUGCAUUUAUUGCUGAAACCUGUGUCUUUGCAUAUUUGGGACUUGCUAUAUUCAGUUUCAGACACCGUGUUGAACCAGCAUUAGUAGUUUGGAGUAUUGUGCUUUGUUUACUUGGAAGAGCUGCAAAUAUUUUCCCUCUUGCUCUGCUAUGCAACAAAUUCAGGGAGCACAAAAUAACAAAGAAAAUGAUGUUUAUAAUGUGGUUUAGCGGAUUACGAGGCGCCAUAUCUUACGCGUUAUCGCUUCAUCUGGAUUUCUCUGAUGAAACACGUCACGUCAUUAUAACAACGACUCUUAUAAUCGUUUUGUUUACUACUUUAUUCUUCGGAGGUUCGACUAUGCCGUUAUUGAAAUUUUUACGCGCCAACAAGAAAGUAAAGCGAUCGAGGUCCUUACGUAAACAGAAGGAAGUUAGCUUGUCGAAAACAAAAGAGUGGGGACAAGCCAUUGACUCUGAGCACUUGUCUGAAAUUACCGAAGAAGAACUUGAGGUUAAUUAUUCUCACACAACAAGGCUUAAAGGCUUUGUCAGGUUGGAUAUGAAAUAUUUAACACCAUUCUUCACGAGGAGAUUCACGCAUCAGGAAUUAAAAGAUUGCAAGAGUCAGAUGACGGACCUCACAAAUCAAUGGUACCAAGCUAUCAGAAUAUCUAAUGAUCAUGAAACAGACGAGGAUGAGAGCUUACAAGCAAAUUCUCUUUCUAAUUCCCAAACAAAUCUUCAAAGAGGCGUAUAAGAAAAAAAUAAUGAACAAAAUAAAAUGGAAGUGCAAUAUAUUAAUGUUUUGCAAGUGUAUAUUGAUUAUACAUAUAUAAGCUUUUCAUAAGUUUUAAUAAUGUUACUGUGUACAUGUCAGAUAGGCAGGGCCUAAGACAUUGAAAAUGUAAAAUUUUAAUCUUAAAUGUAUGUGAUAAAUUAAUCUUUUUCAAAGUAUUAAUAUUUAUUAUAAAAUUGUUUGACAGUUAUACUUAUUGACAUAUUUUUAUAUAAUUAAAAAUUACUACUGCACAUUUCCUUUACAAACAAAUAUUUUAGCUAUUAUAAAUCUUUGCUACUUUUAAAUUAGGAUAACAGUUAGUACAAUUUUGUCUCAUGUGAUAUUGAACUUGAUUUAGUCAAUAAUAGUGAUGAAUUACCAAACUGUAUUAUUAAAUUAAUUUGCAUUGGCACAUAGAUUUUGUCGAAGACUCCAAAGCAAAUAAGAUUGUGUUUUGGUUGUGUCAUAUUAAAUAUGUACUUAGUUUUAGAAAAUAUUUGUUAAUGUAUUUUUUAUCUAUGACAUAGUUUCAAUUUACAUAUUCAAAUUACUCAUGGUAAUGUAAAUGCAUUCACCCUAUAUAAGGUAUUUUGUGAGGUAUUUUGAUUUAAAUCCUUAAUUUUAGUUAUUAAUUUUUAAUAAUGAAUUGAGUAUUCAAAAUCAUGAGAUUAUUUUAUAAAUAUUCUACAUAUUUUAUAAUUUGAAACUAUCUUUUUUUUUGCUCAAAUAUGAAUGUACAGAUAAUCAUUUUCUAUGAUAGUAUCUUAUUACAUUUAGAUUAUUGCCUUAUUUUAAAAUCAGUAUCUCGCGAUUUCAUCCACUAUGCCACAAACCGGGUCCCAAUUUUUUUUUCGUUUUUGGCACUUUAUAAAUUAAGAUGCAAAAAAAUAAUAACUCAUAUUCACAAAAAGUCCUUUUUUUAAUGUGUUAUUUUAGUCCAAUACAAUCAAAUUUAACCAACGACACAUUUAUACAUUUUUAUCAUUUCAGUUAAAAUGAAUUUACAAUGUUUUAGCAAUGUAUAAAUAGAAUAUGUUUGUUUAUAUAUGAUGGCAUAAUGGAUAAAUAUAUAAUUUUAGCAUUAAUAUUUAUAUAAAAAUACUAAAAUUAUAGUACUAAUAAUUCAAUACAACUUUUGAUAAUAAGAUCAUAAUUCAAAUAUAUUUUGACAACCGUCAAAUCUCCUCACUCAACACUCUAUUCCACUUAACUCCUCUCUGCACACCUCAUAAUAUCUUUGUUACUAUAUCAUUUAGGAGUCCCAUCAGAACAAUCAAUAUUCAUUAUCAUGACUGGCCAGCCAAGAUGAUUCAAAAAUAUGACCUAUUUAAAAUGUCUUCAAGAUAUUUCUUUUCUUUUCUUCAUUCUUUUAUAAGUUAGGGAAAUUUGUAAAUCAUAUUUUCAACUGCAAACAUUUUAAUAUAUAUUUAAUUAAACUUCAUUAUAAGUUUUAUCACUAAUAAUAAUGAAUAUCAUUAUUGUCGGUACAACUGGACUAUGUUCUCUUGUAUGUUAGUACAUAGACUAAGGUAAAACAUAUAAAUGAGGUAAAUAGUUUGUUCAUUUUCAAAAAUGAAUUUGCUGCUGCAAUGCAUUAAAUUUUUUUGAGAGCUUAAAUAAGUGAUAAUAUUGAAAUGCCCAACUGUGACAUAUUAUUUCAAUCAUUAUAAGCAAGUAUGUUGUGUCCUUAAGACACUUCACAAUUAUAAUUUGCUAUCUUGAUUUUUAGUUGUAUUGACUUAUGUUUACAAUAUAUUCCAUCACAAUAUUAAAAAUAAUAUGUUGGAUUACUUCUAGGUUUCAAAAAUAUUUUGUUUAUAUAUUUUAAUGAUAGCAACUCAUUAAUCAGUGAAGUACUUUUUUAAUUAUGGUGGUAUUAAAUUAUUUGUAGAGAAAGUGUUCCCAAAAGUAUGUAUGCAAUAAGUAUUAAAAAUUGUCUCAUUGUGAACAGCCUCUUGGAUUGAGGCUUCAAUAUAGUAAAUGUAUUUAAAAUUGUGAAUAUUAAUAUUUGUGUAAUAAAUAAGUUCCUACUACAAU